AUGGCCAAGAAGACCCCGAUGAUUAAGGAAGCAAUUGCUACUUUGAAGGAGAGGACGGGCUCAAGCGUUCCAGCUAUUGCUAAGUUCGUCGAGGACAAAGAGGGGAAGAACUUGCCACCAAAUUUCAAGAAGCUUUUGUUUAAACUGUUGAAUCAGAAUUUAUUGAAUUCGGUGGUGAGCAACAUCAACGUGUGUAAAACAAGCCAAAUCAUCAAACCAAUCACCUGA
This is a messenger RNA of Oldenlandia corymbosa var. corymbosa, 228 nucleotides long. The record is from the annotation of a GenBank genome assembly. NCBI's taxonomy places the organism in Eukaryota, Viridiplantae, Streptophyta, Magnoliopsida, Gentianales, Rubiaceae.